CGUAUUUCACAUAGAGGUUGGGGAUUUCUUCCAACUCCCAUCAAUUUAUUCCAAAUGUUUCAAGUUUCACGGGUUAUUUGCUAUAAUCGAUAGUCGAUUUUAAAGUGACACCAUGGUUUAAAAUUCAGACAACCGAUUUUGAAUAAUAAUUACUUUUAGUUGGGUGAAACAACUUGUAAACCCGUGCAACAACCGACUGACCGAGAAAACGAAAGUGACAGAACGUCGAACUUUAAUCUGUGUUUACUCAUGAGGUGCUGUAGAUGAUCCCGGACUAAGGGAUCUCCAGACCGAAGAGUCAGGCUCUUCUUUGAACUGUUGUGAAAAUGGAAGCAGGAAGUUGAGAUGUAACAAGGACAAUGAACUCUGUUACACGAACAGUUCAGGAUAAAGUGUCCCAGAAUGUUGGUGGUCGGAGUAUGGUGUUUGACUGUGAAGGUCCAGUCAAUGCCAUCACAACUAACAAGGACUCCAGUCUUGUAGUGGCAGCGGGCAGGACAGUGUUUCGGAUACUAGCUAUAGAAGAUGGCCACUUCGAAGAGCGCUUGAACCUCAGGGUGGGGAAAGCCAAGAACUCCAACCUCAACUACUCCGCUGCAGAUGUCGCAUGGAACCACCAAGAUGAAAACAUCCUUGCAUCUGCAGCAACAAAUGGGUCAGUUGUGAUCUGGGAUUUGAACAGGCCUACUCGUUUAAAACAAGAACAUGUGUUUGCGGAUCACAAGCGUUCCGUGAACAGGGUCAACUUUCACAGUGGAGAACACCAGCUUCUCAUCAGCGGAUCUCAAGAUGGCAAUGUCAUCCUCUUCGAUGUGAGGAAGAAAUCGGUGAGUUCGAGGUUCGUGGCAAAAGGAUCGGAGAGUGUGCGAGAUGUCCAGUUCUGUCCAAACAGCUACUUCACAUUUGGUGCCACCUACGACAACGGCAAUGUCCAGAUCUGGGACAUGCGUCGACCUGACCGGUAUGAGAGUGUAUUCACGGCCCACUCCGGACCAGUCUUCUCCCACGACUGGCACCCUGAGGACAAGAACUGGAUGGCAACUGCCGGGCGGGACAAACUCAUACGGGUCUGGGACAUUUCCCGUAUGCCGGCCAAGCUGAUGUUUAACAUACAGACAAUUGCGUCAGUGGCCCGGGUGAAGUGGCGUCCACAGCGCCGCUACCACCUCGCCAGCUGCUCCCUCCUCCUCGACCACGACGUGAACAUCUGGAACCUCCACCGGCCCUACAUCCCCUUUGCCUCCUUCGACGAACAUAAAGACGUCACCACAGGUAUUGUGUGGCGUGACGACAACCACUUCUUCCUCAGCUGUAGCAAGGACGGCCAUGUUAUACAGCACAUGUUCAAGGACGCCAAGCGGCCUGCUGACAAUGUGGUUCCGUCUGGGAUCGACAUCAACAUCACCGGGGAGAUCUCUCAUGCUUACUACGACAAACCCGAAUCCAGUGCCAAGUCAGGACAGACCACACGCCUGUUCUUCCGCAAACAGCCUGACCGCAGUGAACAGUUCACCCAGAUCAGCAGCCACAUGUUCCUGUUCUCGGCAGAGGAAUGUCUGUCCAUGAGGUGGUUUGUCCAGGCAGCCCUAGGGUAUCGUGUGACCGGAGGGUCUGUCACAGAACUCUGUGACUGGAACAUGAAGGUGGCCAGGUCCAUCGGACUCAGCAGUGUGGUCCAGAUGUGGGGGAUGCUCAAGGUGAUGUUCGGGGCAGCCACGCAGAGCAUCAUUCACGUGGCAAAGCUGGUGCAGAGCUCUGGAGAUAAACAGGACACAGAAAAAGGUUCCUUGAAGCAGAUUGGUGCAAGUAAACCCUUGGCUAAGAGCAAUAGCGAAAAGAUUGGAGACUCAGACAUUGAGAAGACAGCAACCGAGAUGACAUCCGGCAACAGCGAUGACUCCUCAGACUCAGAGAGUUCGGAACCACGGGAAAUGACCGACAUAGCUAGCGGGCUGGCCAGCAAACACACCGGGGAUUUCUUCUUCGGGGAUGGAGAGCAGGAUGUCCUUGGAUUCAGCAUCGACUACGUGUCUCGCCUCGAGAAACCAGAGAAGGACUGGACUCUUCCUAGUGAGGCAUUCCAACCACGUCAUGAGAUCUCUGACCGCACGACCCCUCCAGAACAGAUGGAGAGCAGACAUGACAGUUUAAUUAGCUCAGGAAAUGCCACAGACAUCAUCACACGUACCGUGCCUUCGGAGUCUGAGGAGCAAGACUUCCUCCUCUCUGUGUCCAAGAUUCCAAAUAUGUCUGCUCUGAAUGCAAAGAACGAUGUUGCUCAACUUCUCAGAGACUUUGCAGAGCAGGGUGAUGUGCAGACUCCGGUGUCUGUUCUGUUGGUCCUGGGAGACAGAGUGACAUCCAUCAUAGAUGAACAAACUCAGGAAAACUGGUUCCAUUGUUAUAUAGAAAUGCUAGGCAGAUAUAAACUCUGGUCCAAAGCGAAUGAAGUGAUCAAGUUAAGCCACCUGCCCGCAGUGAAGUAUUUGAACCAGGAGUCCACAACAAUUAACAACCUAUGUGCCAAGUGUAACCGUGGUCUGCAGAGGAACCGCUGGCUGUGCGAGAGAUGCAGACUCGCGGCCAACCUCUGUAGUAUAUGUCACCACCCAGUGAAAGGCCUGUUUGCCUGGUGCCAGGGCUGCUGCCACGGGGGGCACCUGAAGCACAUGAAGCAGUGGCUGGAGACAAGCAAGUACUGCCCCACAGGCUGUGGCCACAGGUGUGAGUACUCCUGACAGGAUCAGCAAGCACUUCCCCACAGGCUGUGGCCACAGGAUCAGCAAGUACUGCCCCACGGGCUGUGGCCACAGGAUCAGCAAGCACUUCCCCACAGGCUGUGGCCACAGGUGUGAGUACUCCUGACAGGAUCAGCAAGUACUGCCCCACAGGCUGUGGCCACAGGUGUGAGUACUCCUGACAGGAUCAGCAAGUACUGCCCCACAGGCUGUGGCCACAGGUGUGAGUACUCCUGACAGGAUCAGCAAGCACUGCCCCACAGGCUGUGGCCACAGGUGUAAAUACUCCUGACAGGAUCAGCAAGUACUGCCCCACAGGCUGUGGCCACAGGUGUGAGUACUCCUGACAGGAUCAGCAAGCACUGCCCCACAGGCUGUGGCCACAAGGGGCAGCAAGCAUUGCAGCACAGGCGUGAAUACUUCUUUAAAUUUCCUUAACUUGCCUCUCAGGAGUAUCCUACAAUCUCCCGACAGCAGGAAUAUAAUGCACAUAUGUGAUAGAACCUUCUGAGACAAUCCUGACAGGAACCAUGAGAAUCUUUGACUUCCAGGAGAGUUAUGGAUAUGAUCCUGACAGAAGCCGAAUGAUAAAACAUCUGGCAGAACAAGCAUCCUCACAACAGGCCGCCCCUCAUCAACCCUGACUAGAGAGUAACGUCCAGAUGCUUCUGCCAGAAGGCCUUCUCAGCACCUCGGGGGCGGUCGGGUAGCCUAGUGGUUAAAGCGUUCGCUCGUCACGCCGAAGACCCGGGUUCGAUUCCCGACAUGGGUACAAUGUGUGAAGCCCAGUUCUGGUGUCCCCCGCCGUGAUAUUGCUGGAAUAUUGCUAAAAGCGGUGUAAAACCAUACUCACUCACUCUCAGCACCUCACUACACCACUGAUGACAGCGAUGACACUGGGAAUGUCCUGAACAUGGACACGUCAAAGUGUUGUUGAUCUCAAUGUUAUCUCAUAGCAUGAACUGCAUCCAUAGAGAAACUCACCGGAGUGUCCUUUGAUAUAAAAUAUAUCAACACGAGUUCAUGAAAGUGGAAAAACUCUGAGGCUCACCCAUGAGUGUUGAUAUAUUUUAUAUCGAAAGACACGAGGGUGAGAUUUUAUUUAUCAUCCAAUAUCAUUCUUAAAUUGAAAUAUGCGAAAAGAGAAAUCAGUGAUACAAUGUAGAUAUUGCUUGAUCUCAUCCAACCGAUAUCGCCUGUGGGAACCUGUUUUGAAUGAUAAAUCAUGUUAACUCCACUUGGGGUAUUUUUGAAACCUCUAUACACUAGGUGCAGAUGGGUUAGCUUCGUGAUCUGAGGACCUGGGUUGAAAUCUUGUCAGUUUAUACCUGAGACAGUUAUACCUAAAACCAACAAGUAUGGAUUUGGUGUUUAUUGAGGAUCGGACUGUCUCAGGUAAGGUCUCAGUUCUAAACAUUGAUUCUGAUAAAAACUGAAUCCCCCCAAGUUUUGAGAUAAAUUCCCAAUUGUAAAAUGGUGGCAUGCUCAAAGAGAAGUCCCAGUGCUAGAAGUUUAAUGAAAACAUCACACAAUGUGGAGAGCACCACCUCGCCACGCAAGAAAGGUUUUGAUCAAGAACUAUUUGUUGCAUAUUCUACUCAAAACAAGUCAAGGCCACACUUUCUUUUAACUUGCUUUGUGUAUCCGCCAACUGUAAAUUUUGUUCAAAAGGAAAAAAUAAUUCUGAAUUUUGCUUUCUUUUAUCCCGCUGAUAAGCUGAUAGGAUAUUGCACUAAAAAGAUAUUUUCUCAACAAGGACCCACUGAAAUUGACGUGUAUUAUCAGGCGAGUCAAAAUAAAGUUUUUCCUGAAAUUGAAUAGGAUGGAAGCUGCAUGACAGUAUCAUUAUUCCUACUAUCACCCACCAACAGGUAAUUUCCUGUCAAAAAAAAGCAGCAAAGCAAGUAGAAAAAAGUGUGAACACCCACAACUAGAAGGCUGUGUGUUGCAGUCCCGCCAGCCAUGACAGGUUUACUUUAUUCAUAUGAAAGAAUUGGGUGCUUUUAACUAUUUUGAGUAGUAUACUAGUAUUUUAUCUCAUUUUACCUACAAUAGACAUGCAGUUCAUUUUCAGAGUAAGACUAGGAUUAGAGCUGUUAAGCUAACUGGAUAAUUCCAGAAUGGUUGAGUUUUGUUGGAAGAAAGUUUGCAGACAUGUUAAGCCUCGCUAUCCCUGAACUUAGGAAGUAAGAUUGUUAACGGACAUCAAACUUCGGAACUGCUACCAGCAACUACAGAGAUUAGGCGAUUAUUUGUUUUAGUUGGUACAGAAUUUUCUUUUGUUCUUACAGUGUCAGUGGGGGAAAGAAAUUAAAAAACAAAACAGCUGCCUUCAUGAGGCACAUGAAUGUCGACACUUUCCCACCUAAACGACUGCGCAAAUGGAUAUGCCCUAUCGAAGGGAGAUAAUUCCUAUCGGUCUCCACUGCUUCAAACGUUGUAUGUUUCUAGGUUUGUCAGUACCAUACCCGUGCUCGUGGGUUUCACCGAAGUGGUAAACGCCUGAAACCUGCAUCACUUCGGGCUUUCCUCCCACAUUAAGCAGUCACGCCGUGAUAUAACUGGAAUACUGUUAAAAGCUGCGUUAAACCCAACUCACUCACUCACUCACUCACUCACUCAAACGUUGUAGCAAACACGUUGCUAUAUAUAUUUCACAAUGAGUCCUCUUUUGAACACAAACUAAUUUGAGUGAUAUUUCAUGUUAGUUUAUUUUUUCAUAUCAUUAAAGACAGCAGUAUUAUAUAAAUAACCUGAAAAAAUCUUUUCAUUUUUUUUAUUUUGCUAUUUUCAUGUUGGCGAAUCUGUAAACCACACACACAAAUUAAUCGCCGCAAUCUUAUUAAAAUGAGAUCUUAGUUCUCAUUACCGUUAAACAAAGUUGGUUCAGUGGUAGCGAGAAUGAAGAUCUGAUUUUAAUGAGAUUGGAAUCGCCUUUGUUUGCUAUGAAUACCAUUUACCUCUAAGCCUGGCUGUACAUCUGGAGUCAGAUAGCUGACCGUGGGAUGCCUCAUGCGGAGUACUUUCCUGUACUGAACCCUCGUCACUCACUGGGGACGCUCGUCACGCUGAAGACCCGGGUUUGGUUCCCGACAUGGGUACAAUAUGUGAAGCCCAUUUCUGGUGUCCCCCGCCGUGAUAUUCCUGGAAUAUUGCUAAAAGCGGCGUAAAGCCAUACUCACUCACUCAUCACUCACUGAAGCUUUAAAGCUAAUGUCACAAAUAUUGUGGUUACAAUUUCUCGCAAUAUUUAAAAUAUCCGAGUUUCGAUAUCCUCUCAUGAAUACAAAUUGUGAAGCUAUAUCCUAAUCAUGAUUGAUGUUAAGUUUUCCUGGAUUUCAAACAGAAUUAGUUAUUUUUCUUAAGAAAAUUUAAUUCAUUUCUAAAAUCCAUAAUUUAUUAAAAUAAUUGUUAGUUCAUAUACUCAUGACUCCAUCAAGUAUGUAACGAAACACAGCACCAAAGAUCUAACCGUAUAUAUUUUUACAUUGCACUGUCAACUGGAUAUUUUUAACAAGGUGUUAUCUGUGCUGCAGCCUGUCAAGGAAUCGGAAUGAGAGUGUGUAGUUUUGAAGCAAUCUGAUUACGGUCACAAAAAGUACCUGUUCUACUCUUUUGUAAAGUAAGUCUUAACUGUGAAACAGUAUUGUUCUUCUUGGGCAAAUGCAAGUUCAUCUUAGACCUUCUUCUCCCCACCAUGUGUGUCCCGGAGAACUUGGUAUAGAACGUGUAUGUUUAGGAAACCUUACGCGGGAUCCUGCUACAACAGAUUUAUUUUACCGACAUGUUUCAAUAUGACAUUGUAAAAGAAUUAAACAAAUUCAAUAUUUAUAGGAAACGGCUGUUUAAUUGAACUGAGGUUAACUUGUGCUAUGUCAAUUGACUUCCAUUGACUUGGAAAAAGCAUGCAGCUUUUCGCUUCAUAGCGAUAUGAGGGAUUUAUUCUCCCUGUCAGAAAUCCACUUGCAACUUGUGUUGUUCAUGUUGGGGUAUAAGGGAUAUAUUCUCCUGCUGAGAAAUUUAUUUCCCUCCAAGGCGGGAUACACAGAAUGUUAUCAAGAUCACGCGAACCAAUCAGAUCUCAUCAUUCUGACAUGGAGGUAUGAUAAUUUCAGUUGUAGCCUUUUGAAGGGUACAUUUUGAGUCGUAUAAGUUUCACAUAGACUUGCUACUUUAUCCAAUGAUUAUUUUUAUGCUAUUUAUUUCAAUUUUCAAAUUGAAGUUGAAGUAAAUAAAUCAAAUCAGUUUAACACUGUUAACCGAACUAUUUCAGUCAAACGACAGCCAGUCUUGUGUCAUCAUUCGUGAUAUAUAUUCCCUUUACACCAAGAUGAUUUGUGCUAUUCCCGUCUCUCUCUCAGAAUGAUUAUUUCAGGGUCAUUCAUGGCCCACUUGUCUGAGGUGCUGCAAACCCAGGGCAGAGUUGUGUCCCUUAGCCAUGCCAGGAUACCCUGGUGUGGAUUUGAAUCCCAGAUGUGCCCCGAUUAUGAUUCUUAGUCUGUCUGCACAUCAUGGAAUUAUGGAUUUUGUCAGAAUUGUAGCAGUCUGUGACUUGUAUCUCUCUAUGUUUCUUUUAAUGAGCUCUUUUUAUAAUCAACAUCUUUGACCUGUGAUCCCAGUGAUAUGGCUGUGUUUGUUUUUUUCUUUCUUUGUUACUUUGUCCUUUAUUACUGUUUGUUUGUUGUUUAUCGCCACACUCAGCAAUAUUCCAGCAAUAUGACG
Molecule: messenger RNA, 7460 nt
Organism: Haliotis rufescens (red abalone)
Lineage: Eukaryota; Metazoa; Mollusca; Gastropoda; Lepetellida; Haliotidae
Product: GATOR complex protein WDR24-like
Exons: 20
Coding region: 360-2738 (792 amino acids)
Biological process (GO): positive regulation of TOR signaling
Molecular function (GO): protein binding
Source: RefSeq, a predicted model, not a curated record